This is a messenger RNA of Gorilla gorilla gorilla (western lowland gorilla), 600 nucleotides long. It is a transcript of the gene SYCE3, whose product is annotated as synaptonemal complex central element protein 3. Gene Ontology annotation, cellular component: central element. NCBI's taxonomy places the organism in Eukaryota, Metazoa, Chordata, Mammalia, Primates, Hominidae. The record is from RefSeq and is a predicted model, not a curated record. Bases 201 to 467 code for a protein of 88 amino acids. The transcript has 3 exons. Gene Ontology annotation, biological process: synaptonemal complex assembly; reciprocal meiotic recombination; spermatogenesis.
UGCAAGAAAAAUUUCCAUGUCACCAUUAUGACAGACUUUUUUCAUUAUGAUGAAGAUGUUUUCUGUGUUAAUCACUCCAGCCUUCAGCUGCGUUUGUAUGGCAAAGAUGGAAGAAAGGGGAAGGACAACUUAUAUGUGCCAAAUGCUAUGCUGGGGCCUUUAGACAUGUUCCCAUUUAACCUUCACAACAGCCCUGUGGAAUGGAUGAUGCUGACCCUGAGGAAAGAAACUAUGACAACAUGCUGAAAAUGCUGUCAGAUCUGAAUAAGGACUUGGAAAAGCUAUUAGAAGAGAUGGAGAAAAUCUCAGUGCAGGCAACCUGGAUGGCCUAUGACAUGGUGGUGAUGCGCACCAACCCUACGCUGGCUGAGUCCAUGCGUCGGCUGGAGGACGCCUUCGUCAACUGCAAGGAGGAGAUGGAGAAGAACUGGCAAGAGCUGCUGCAUGAAACCAAGCAAAGGCCGUAGGCCCCACUGGCCCACCACAGCUGCCAUGCCACCCUCUGCCCGUAUGAAGAGGUCACUGGGGGAUGGAGCUGGCACCCACAUGAAUAGCUGUAUGCACUGUACUUGUUUCUUAAUAAACUUAUUUUUAAGCACA